UAAUCAUAAUCUCUCAUACUCCCUCUUUCUUUUUACAUAUUAUUCUUUGAUUGUUAAAACAAAUAAUGAGUAUUAGUAAAAUGGUUACUCGUUCUAUAGAAUCGUUACCCUCUAUUCCAACUAAAUUUACAAAGUCAUUACCUUGUGACAUUUAUACAGCCAAAUUAUCAAAGCUUGAACAAAAUAACUUUAUGAGAACUCCACGUCCUGUUCAUAAAGCUGCUUAUUCUCUUGUCUAUCCAGAGAGUGCCCCUGAUCCGACACUAUUAGCUAUAUCAAAAUCAGCUUGUCAAACAUUAGAUUUAGAUCUUGAUGAGAUUACAAAGAACAGUGAAGACUUUGUUUCAAUCUUUUCCGGAAAUAAAAUUUUGCCGAAUACUCAGCCUUGGUCACUUUGCUAUGCAGGCCAUCAAUUCGGCUAUUUUGCAGGUCAAUUAGGUGAUGGGAGAGCCGUAUCAUUGUUUGAAACAGUUAAUUCUAAAGGAGAAUCUUGGGAGUUACAGUUAAAAGGUGCUGGUCGAACACCGUAUUCACGUUUUGGAGAUGGUUAUGCGGUAUUACGAUCAAGUAUACGAGAAUUUUUAAUAUCAGAAUAUAUGAAUGCUUUAAACAUCCCAACGACACGAGCACUUUGUUUGAUAGGAACAUCAAGAGAUGUGUAUAGAGAUGAUGGGCCUAAACAAGGUCAACCAGAAAGAGGUGCUAUUGUUACUCGUAUGGCGCCUUCUUGGUUACGUUUUGGUAAUUUUGAAAUAUUCUAUUCUCGAAAUGACAUGGAAAAUGUGCGUCGCUUAGCGGACUAUGCUAUUGAUGAAGUCGUAAAGGAUGAAAAUAAUGGUUCUGGUAAUAAAUAUGCAAGAUUUUUUAGAACAGUUACAAGGAAUACAGCACAAAUGGUAGCAGAGUGGCAAGCUAUAGGUUUUAAUCAUGGUGUCAUGAAUACAGAUAAUAUGUCAAUAUUAGGUUUAACUAUGGAUUAUGGUCCAUUUCAAAUUAUGGAUUACUAUGACCCAUCUUACAUCUGUAACCAUUCAGAUAGUACAGGACGUUAUGCAUUUCAUCGUCAACCCUCUGUAUGCAUAUUUAAUUUGAUUAAAUUAAGUGUACCUUUAUUUGAAUUGAUUGGUGCUGGUGAAAAAGUGGACUCUAUUGUCUUUCCUGACGCUGAUAACGAAACAAAAGAAGGAGUGACUGAUGAAAAAAUAUUAGAACAGUAUCGAGAUAAAGGGAAGAUAUUUGUUCAGGAACUCUUGAAUAAGGAAUUUAAAGAAUACUUUAUGGAUCAUUUAUUGAAAAAGAUGAGGAGUAAGAUUGGUCUUUUAGAAAAUGGUGAUAAACAAAGUGAUAUGGAUGAUGUGGUUAUCCCAUUAUUGGAUUGGUUAACAGCCUAUCACAUUGAUUACCAUCGCUUUUAUAGAUCAUUAAGUAAUUACAAAAUAACAGUUGAAGGUGAAGAUACAGAUACUCAAAAAGCUUUGGAUGAAUGGCUUGAAAUUAUCACAGAAGAAGAAGAGCAGUUAGAAGCUAGUAAAGAAGCAUUAAAGCCAUGGUUAAGUCUAUAUCGUCAUCGUUUAUUAAAAGAUAAACUGACCGAUAUAGAGCGUAAAAAGCGUAUGGAUUCCAUCAACCCUAGAUUCAUAUUUCGAAACUCCAUAGCUGAAGAAGUUAUUGAGGCAUUUGAUACUGAAAAUGAAAAGGAAGCCACAAGAAUUUUAAACAUCUGUCUUGAAGCCUGUAAUAAUCCUUUCAAAGAUUAUUAUAAAGAUAAAGAAGUAGAAGAAUGGAUUAAUAAAUCUGUACCAAAAAAAGAUAUGAGAUGUUCAUGUAGUUCUUAGCCAAGUUUAUACAGAGAUUUUUUUUUUAUUCAUGACUAAAAAUAAUGAAGAUGUGUAUUCGUAUCAAUAUACAUAUAUAAUAUAUAUUUGCUUACUUUUUCAAUGUAUAUUCUAAUGCUAGAACUUCUUUAAAAAAAUAAAACCAGUUGAUUACUAUCAUUUUUCUAUAAAAGU
Cokeromyces recurvatus is the source of this 2009-nucleotide messenger RNA. RefSeq lists its product as uncharacterized. The coding region runs from base 66 to 1835 and encodes 589 amino acids. NCBI's taxonomy places the organism in Eukaryota, Fungi, Mucoromycota, Mucoromycetes, Mucorales, Mucoraceae. The record is from RefSeq and is a predicted model, not a curated record. The transcript has 5 exons.